UUGUUGCAGUUGGAGUGAAAAGUGCCACCAGAAGCUUAAGAGUGAGACAGAGUUAUAAAAAAACAGAUAUUUCCCGCCAGCGAUCAGUGAAAAAUAUGAAUUCCAACGCCGUCGCACUGCUGCUGUUCGUGGCAUUGGCCAUCUGCAUCGGGGACAGUGCCGAAAUUCCGCCCCUACCGGUACAGGACGAACAAACGGCCGGCGCAUCGUCAGCGGAACCGGAAGAAUCUUAUCUAGGGGUAAAGCUGUACAAAAUGGAGCGACCGUGCGCAAUGCUGGGUGGGAUGUGCGUGCAGACGAGCGAGUGCAAGCAGCGGCCAGCAAACAGUGGACUGUGUCCGGAAAAUACCCACCUGGGCGUUGAUUGCUGCUACGAAGUAAAACCCGCGAGCAACCUCACCUGCCACGAGUACCGCGGCGCUUGUAUGGAGCGAUGCGCCGAAGAGCUACAGCGCCCGUCCACCGAUUGUACCGAUGGGAGCAAGUGCUGCGUGCUGGUCGUAUAAGCCUUUUGUUGUUUGCUGUAAACCAUAGAAUGGUUCGUAUUUUUACUCGAUACCACCCGAAAGAACAAAGAGAAAAGAAAGUGAAGUAUAAAAAAUGGUACACCUCUCUUCUCGGGUGGGUUUUCGGGUAGAUAACGAACCAUUUCCAAAUCGUAUCUCGUUGACCUCGUAGAGCAAGCAUCAAGCGUUGUUAGCAGUAAAUCAUAUCAAUCAGAAGCUAUUUAAAUAAACGAUUCGUAAGUAAAGCACAAUUUCAACCGA
Molecule: messenger RNA, 767 nt
Organism: Anopheles arabiensis
Lineage: Eukaryota; Metazoa; Arthropoda; Insecta; Diptera; Culicidae
Product: U-scoloptoxin(19)-Sm1a
Exons: 4
Coding region: 96-506 (136 amino acids)
Source: RefSeq, a predicted model, not a curated record